CUCCUUUCCUCCUGCAACCCUUUCUGAUCACCAGAAACCACCCGCGAAAAGCACGAAUUUUCCCACCCACCCCACGACUUCCGGCACAAUCUUCUAUUCCGUAGAAGACACUGCGCCUGGAACUGUCCCUCGAUCGAUACGCUUCCAGUAUUCGACUGCAUCGCUUCGCUGUGCGCCCGUCCAUCUGUCGACGUUCCGCCCGCGACUCCACUCUUUCGAUAAUUUCCUCAUUAUCCAGGGGAAAAAAAAAAGACCGCCUCAUUUGGGCCCGUCUUCACCCUCCCACUCAUCCACUGAGAGAUCCGAUUUACUUCGACCAUCUCGACUCUCCACUGAUCAACCAAACUCACCAACUCUCCCCUCCCACGCAGACGCCCCCCGUCGCAUCUGCUACAUUCCAUCUCCACCGAUCUCCUUCUGAGAAGGACUUACUUCCCGCACACACGAACUGUCCUCCCCCCCGAUACGUCAUACACGACCAAAAUAUCUCUCCAUCCGCACGAUACGAGGUCAUCUUCGAAAAAGCUCACCCUAUGACUUCAGUUUCUCAGCAAUCCACCAUCCCCAGCCCGGCCUCCAACAGCUCCAACACGUCGCAGUCGCAGUCGACCCCGUCGUACGCUUCCACCGCAAAGAAGGCAGUCUCGUCGCCACCCAUCGCGACGGGCACUUCCUCCCCAUCUCCCGCCGUGGCUGUCGGAGGCUCUGCGCCGGUACAGCAACAUGGAAAAACUGCUUCCAUCUCGCCGGUAAACGGCAGAGGAGCGGUGCCUCCAGCUGUACCGGCAGUCGCACCUGCUAUCGCCCAUAGCAGUCCUGCACUUAAUGGUGACCACGGCCGAAAGAGCUCAGUGACCAUCAGCGCGAACAAUAACGGAUAUCCCAAUGGCGGCCCCGUCGGAGGAUCCAAGGGUGCUAUUCAGUUUGGCUCCAUCACCGACUCUCCUGCGGCUUCUCACAGCACUCCACAGUUGGCACCAAACACCUCCGCGCCCAUCCCAAUCCCCAGCAACAAUAGUAAUCCACGGGUGACCGAUCCGGCACAAUCUCCUUCUCCCAUCCCACAACCUUCCGCCAGCGGUGGACGACCACCUUCUGGUUUAGCUGGUCAAGGCAAUGGUAUGACAUUUGGCAGUCUCGGUGGCGAUGGCGAUGUAUGUUUGCUUCUUUUCUCGCCCCUGAUUAUGUGAAAGUCGACAUUUGCUAACACUCGAUUUGCCCCAGCGUCACAUGCGACAAGCAUCUGGCAACCAAGGUCCUGCAACAGUCGGCAACACUCCAGGUGGCCAUGCGCGCCGUGAGUCCCAAUCUAAUGGCGAAGGUAACAACCAAGGUCCUGGCACAACGCGCGGUAAUUUUGCUGGUGGCCGAGGUGGUCGAGGAAACUUCAACGCGGGUCAUCAACAAUACCAGCCAGGAUUCCCACCCGGAAACCCGCAAUUCAGAAAUAACUCAGGUCCAAAUCGCGGAGGAAUGGCUCCUACAUUUCACCCACAAGGUCAAGGCCGACCAAACUUCCCCAACUCGCCACACCAGGCCAGUCGCACUCCGGUUCUACAGCCAUCUAUGCCAGGCACCCCUAACAUGAACCAAGCCAUGCCAAUGCCUGCCCCGCAGCCGUACAAUCAAUAUGGAGGAUACCAGCACAUGCACGCACAACAAGUACAUAUUCCCACUCCUUCGCACAGUUCUCAAGAUCAAUCAUUCAAGUCCAAUAGCGGCAGAGGCAAGGGGAAGCGAGGAGGAGGAUGGUUCAAUGAGAAGUCUUCAAACAACCGUCCGCGUCAAGGAAGAUCCAACUCCAACUCCAGAGAGCUGUGGGGUCAUUCAUUCCAAUCCAAUCCAGCUCGCCUGUCUGAACAGUUUCCCCCAGAACGAGAAGGUUAUGGCCAGCCGCAAGGUGCAGGAAACUACGGAAUGACGGCAGCAUUGGAGCGCUCAGGUUCUGGUCCCUUCGGACAGAAUCCGCAAGUCAGUGGACCACCACCUGAGCCUACAGUGGUCGCUUCAAACUCCAAUGGAGCACCUGCAUCUUCUUCUUACCCCCCUCUGCCCCCUCCUCUUCAAAAUGUUCCUUUUGAUAGCAAAACUAUUGAUCUUUCUCCUGCGAGCAAUGACUUCAACAAUUUUCUAACAUUCAGAUCACAGACUUACCAAUAUCCCCCACAGCAACCAUAUGAUCAUCGAGGUAUGCCUAUGCAACCUGGCUACUAUCCUGCCAUGGGACAAAUGCAAGCCUACAACAUGCAGCCGCAAUCACCACAGCCUGGUUACCAGCAGCCUGUCUACGUCCCGGGACAAUAUGCUCCUCCUCAACCCAUCCCAAUGUCUCGAAACUCCUCUCAGAUGUCUACCGACCAAAGACCCGCCUCCAGCAUGGGCCAACCACAAACUCCCUCCAUGGCUUCCUCGCACCCACAGGGCACACCACAAACAAAGCCCAUUUCUGCACAAUCGCCGGCCUAUACAAGACCAGUUAGAAAGAGUGCAGCAAUUGCCAUCAAACGCCCAGACGGAGAGGCAAUUGAUGUGGCAGCUUUCAAAGCUCCUGCUUCCCCAGCCCCAAGCAAUCGAGCCAGAACUCCACCGGUCAUUGCGUCUACACCUACUCCUCCACCCAAGUCGGCUACCCCUUCACACGCUCGACAAGAUAGUGCUGCCCCUGCAAAGUCCUCUGAGCAAAUCAAGACGGAGAUUCAGGAUAAAAUCAAGAAGGCAUUGGAACUUGAGCAAGCCGAGGCGGCCAAGGCAAAGGAAGACAAAGCCAAGGAGGAGGAAGCUGCUAAACUUGCCGAGGAGAAGCGUGUCCAGGAGGAGAAGGACAAGGCUGCAGCCGACGAGGCCAAAGCCGCUGAAGACGCAAAGGCAAAGGAGGAAGCCGAUGCUAAGGCAGCAAAACAAGCUGAGGAGGACGAGCUUGAACGCCAAAUUGCCGAGAUGGAGGCCGCAGAAGUCGAGCGAGAGAAGAAGGAAGCUGAGAUCGCCGAGAAGCGUGCUAUUGCCAAAGCAGCCGAAGCAAAGGCUAACGAGGCUAAGCGCAAGGCUGAGGCGGAGGACCAUGAUCGCAAGCUCAGGGAACAAGAGCGUGAGAUAAACCGUAUUGAAGAUGAGCGCGAGAAGAAGAGACAGGAGGCUGAAGCUAAAGGCGAGAAGAUGGACAUCAAGGAGGCCAUUCAAAAGUCGCUUAAAGAUGACAAGAAGGCACCAACAACACCAAGUACUUUGGCGUCUAAGCUUUCCAACCUCAACUUGGGAACUGACAGCGGUGCUUCAACUCCAGAUUCCGAUAGCUCUAUGGGCCCACCACCACCCAAGGUCACCGUGGAGAAGCGAGGCAAGCCGUCUGCACUCAACUUGGCUCCUUUGAACACAAGUAAGCCUAUUGAACCACCACAACCAAGUGCUGCUCUCCAAUCACUCAAAUCUGCACGUUUCCUUACGGUGCUGGACUCUGCACUCUACCCCGUUGGUGUCGCUUCUCCCAACCCGGCACUCAACUCGGCAGUCACUGCCAAGGGCAAGAGCUUCAAAUAUGAUUCUGCAUUUUUGAUGCAAUUCCAAAAGGUUUUCGUCGAGAAACCUUCCAUGGAGUUCGAGUCUCAAGUCAAGGCUUUGAUUGGUGAUUCUGAUGCUGGCUCUGCCAGAUCCGCGUCGGCUAGAGGUGGCAUGGGACCAAGAUCAAACUCUACCCGCAGCAACAACGCCCCUGGUGCGUUUAACAUGGGUCAAUUUGGUUCUCUUCCAGGAGGCAAGACUCUCCCACCAGGAACAACCUCAGAGCAACGAUUCUCUAUGUCAUCCAUGGGUGGCCGACCGGCUGCCGCCAAUCCAAUAUCCUCUUUUAACCGCCCUGGUGGUGCAUUCCCUGGUGGCAAUAUGAUGGGUCGUUCAGCAUCAAGCACUGGCACUGGUGGUGGAUACAAUAUGCCAAGUUCUCCACGAACACAAAGCAGGAACCAACGUGGCAGCAAGAGAGAAAACACCAAGCAAGGUGGUCACCACGGUCCAUCUGAUGCCCAGGCGGCCAAGACGAUGCCACUGACCGCUGGUAUGGAGCUCAAACCAAUUCAGACCUCAUCCACUGGAUGGAAGCCUCGCAGUGUUGGACAACAGGCUGCAACAGGUGCCGCUGGGCCUACGCCAGGUGCCGCUGGUGGUGCUCCUGGUCACAUGGAGCCUGAUAUGGUUCAACGUAAGGUCAAGGCUGCCUUGAACAAGAUGACUCCUGAGAAAUUCGAAAAGAUUGCCGACCAGAUUCUUGCAAUCGCUGCCCAAUCCAAGGAUGAGGCGGAUGGUCGUACUCUUCGACAAGUUAUCCAACUUACAUUUGAGAAGGCUACUGACGAGGCUCACUGGGCUUCCAUGUAUGCCAAGUUCUGUAAGCGCAUGUUGGAGACCAUGAGCCCUGAUAUCAAGGAUGAGAGCAUUACUGAUAAGAAUGGCAACAUCGUCUCUGGUGGUAACCUAUUCCGAAAGUACUUGCUCAAUAGAUGUCAAGAGGAGUUUGAGCGCGGAUGGAAGUUGGACUUGCCAGACAAGCCAGAAGGCGAGCGUGGUGAUGAGAAGACUGGUGAAGCUGCUAUGCUUUCUGAGGAGUACUACAUUGCAGCCGCUGCAAAGCGACGUGGUCUUGGUCUUGUUCAGUUCAUUGGUGAACUAUACAAACUCAGCAUGCUUACAGAGCGUAUCAUGCACCAAUGUGUUAAAAAAUUGGUCGACUAUACUGGUGUUCCAGAUGAAGCUGAGAUUGAGUCCCUUACCAAGCUUCUCAAGACUAUUGGUCGCAGCUUGGACAGCACCGAAAAGGGAAAACCAAUGAUGGAUGUAUACUUUACACGUAUUCAAUCUAUGAUUGAUACCCCAGAGUUGCCCAGCCGUCUGAGAUUCAUGUUGAUGGACAUUGUGGAUCUCAGAAAGAAGCAUUGGGCAUCAAAGGAGGACAACAAGGGUCCUAUGACACUUGAGGAAGUCAAGGCAGUGGUAUGUUUACUCCAUACUCUUCUUAUUGAAUUCUGACUAACAUUUUAUAGGCGGAUGCAACAGCAGCAGCCAAGGCAGCUGAGAGUGCCAGAGGUCCACGUGGAGGUGGUGGAGGUGGCGGCGGUGGUCGCAUGCAAAUGGGUCGUGGGGAUUCGAGAAAUUUCUCAAAUCAAUAUGGCAAUCAACCACCUCCAGAUUACCAAAAGAAUACCGUUGGUAUGGAUGAUCUUCGCCGCCUAACCAACAAGGGUGGAUCAAACCGACACUCAAGUCAAAACAUGUCAUUUGGACCUACGUCAAUGUUCUCAUCAAGAAGCAACAGUGGUCGAAAGAUGGGUCCUGGUGGAUCAUUGAGCAGAACAGGUGAAGACUCUGGAGCUUCAUCUAGAACUGGCACACCUCCUCACGACAAGGAAAAGAAGUCCAACACAUCCGCAAAUGCAUUUAGUCUUCUUGCAGGAUUAGGAUCAGGCGAUGCCGAACACCCAACUUCUCCACCAUCAACAUCCGUCUCUCCAGCAUUGUCCAAGGCUACUCCUGUUCCUGCAGAGAAGUCUGACGACAAGAAGGGUGAAUGAUGAUUGAACAAUUCUUGAUUUUUCAACAAGUUUGUUCUUUGGAGCGUCCUAAUCUUUGUGCAUAGACGGCGCACAAAACUUUGCAUUUGCCGGAGGGCCUUUUCUUCUAACCGUGUCUUAAAAGUUUCUACUGUUUUACAUGAUACCUUGAUACCUCACGUUCGACAUAGACUACAUUGCGUCACCAGAUUUCCUUGUUAUCAUUCCUGCGCAUAUUGAACGGUGUGCGGGAAGACAGGUUGCAUUCUCGCAUUUUUCAUGGGGCACUGGGGUCUGACUAUUGUGAUAGCAUCAAGACUCGGCAGGCCAACGACCAAAAAGCUUUUCUUUCUGUGUCAAAUAAUCUUUUUCCUUUUUGUCUUUGGCUCAUUUGCAUGAUCUGAUGCUGCCCUUUUUUUGCAUGCGUUUGGCCAAGGCUUCGACUGAUAUACGCGUUGCGAAAAAUGUUUCCUUGCUUUUUUUUCCUCUUGCGUUUGGCAAGGGUGGGGAACCAGUCCUUCGAGUCCAGAAGCUACUGUCAUGACGGUGGUUUGGGGGGUCGUUGAAGGUUCUUCGUUUUUUUUUCUCUCAGUUCUUGUUUGAUCUUUGAUCUUUCUUCUUCUACUUCUUCUACUUCUUCUACUUCUUGGCGGAAGAAAUCUGGCUGGCUGAUAACGUAAUCUUGGGAGGGGAGAAACUCGGGUGAGAAUGGGAUGAGGAUAUGACAUGAAGGAACGUUUUCUCGGUGGCCGCGGGAUGGGAUAUGAUGGGGCAUGAGGAUAUCUUUCACACGAAAAAGCUGGUCGCCAACAGGGUUUUCUUUUGAUGAGAUGGGGGGNACGAAUUGAAUGGAUGGAUGGAUGGAUGGAUGGAUGGAUGGAUGGGAUGGGUGGGGAGACCUCGCUCGUGGGGAUGAAAUGGGAUGAGGAACGCAUGCACUUGUACAAAUAUCUAAUUCGCUCGAUCACGCCAGCCAGCGCCAGAUAGUAAUGAAGAAACUCUUUUGAUAAAAACAG
Molecule: messenger RNA, 6553 nt
Organism: Hymenoscyphus albidus
Lineage: Eukaryota; Fungi; Ascomycota; Leotiomycetes; Helotiales; Helotiaceae
Source: the annotation of a GenBank genome assembly